AUGAUGAAAUGCAAGUAUAAGAUAAAUUAAAAGAUUAAAAUUAACAUUAUGAGUCAAGAGAAACCACGGAGACCAGAGAAAGAGCCGAUUAAAUACGGCGAUGUGUUCAACGUGUCUGGAGAUUUAUCAUCCACACCCAUUGCACCAAGAGACGCAGCCACUAUGCAAUCUGCGGAAGAUCAAACAUUGGGCCAGACUCGAAAAGAUGGGCCUGCUUCACUCAUGACUUCAGCGGCCCAAAAGAACGAGAGUGCUGGUUUUGUGGGCCACGAGACUGCUACUAAUAUUGCUAGAAAUGAAGGCGUUACUGUUGGCCUAACUUAUGAUGGGGGCAAACGUGUUAUUACUGAGACCCUUGGUGGACAGGUUUUGGGGAAGUUUGUGGAAAAUGCAGAUGGGGCAAAAAGGGAUGUGGGUGAGGAUGAGUUGGAAAAUGAAAGUGAUCCUCAUCCUGCCUCAGCUCAAGCUCCUAAAGUUGAAGCAACAAAAGACAAUGAUUUCAUAAGUAACAAAGGUGGUGGUGUUAUGAAUCCUAGGUUUUCUGGGAACCAAGACAAUGAUUCAAUGGAGAAGCGGGUGUGAAUGAAAAUGAUGAUGAAAUUAUAAAUAGUGUGCCAGGUGGCAUGGGAGCAUCUAUGGCGACAGUGGACCGAGUUAACAAAAACAAGUGAAGUCGAAUUCAAAUGUUAUCUUUUCUUUUAUAGCGUCUUAAUUUUACUUUUGUUUCUUUGUACUUUGUAUAAUGUUUAUUUUUCCUUUUGUUGACAAAGACUUUCGUUGGUUGUGUAUUUUCACUUUAGCUAGUUUAAUGGUAUUAGUCUUUCGUUGUAUUAUAUAAUCCCUAAAUAUGAUGAUGGUGAUUAUUCUUAAUUGACAAA
Messenger RNA from Cicer arietinum (chickpea), 878 nucleotides. RefSeq names its product late embryogenesis abundant protein D-34-like. The record is from RefSeq and is a predicted model, not a curated record. NCBI's taxonomy places the organism in Eukaryota, Viridiplantae, Streptophyta, Magnoliopsida, Fabales, Fabaceae.